Molecule: messenger RNA, 3173 nt
Organism: Sander lucioperca (pikeperch)
Lineage: Eukaryota; Metazoa; Chordata; Actinopteri; Perciformes; Percidae
Gene: adck1
Product: aarF domain containing kinase 1
Exons: 11
Coding region: 380-1669 (429 amino acids)
Biological process (GO): lipid homeostasis; mitochondrion organization
Cellular component (GO): mitochondrial inner membrane
Source: RefSeq, a predicted model, not a curated record
GAAUGGCUUAGUUACGUUUCCUUCUUUGGUUGAAUUGGUUAGGUCACGAGGAGUGAGAUUGGUCAGCGUUUGGCUAAGAAUACCAGGGUAAGCUAAUGAGAGGCAGAGUAAGGCAAAGUAGGGCGGGACUUGCCUUCGCUAUCCUAGGAAACGCGAAUUCGCCUGCAGGAGGAGGCAGGAGGAUACUCUUGGAUUGAAGUGUAGUUUUAAAUCAUCAUAAAAAGCUAAAAUCAAGGGCGACAUAACGUUACAUUAUUAAAUGAACGCAUACACCCGACUGCAUUGAUGGGGAACAUAAAGAAUUCUUCGCUCUGACGUCGAACAUCAGCGAAGAGAAACGGAACAGGACAACGCGCGUGGACCCUAAAAAGUGCUUCUGAUGGCUGGUCAACUCCUCAAAGUAUCCUCUCUGGCCACAGCAGUGUUUGCCUCCUCUGGGUUUUACCUCUACAACAGACAGCUGAACCUUAAUGACCUGACGGUCAUCCGCUUCGGACGAGCUGCAGCCACCACGGUGGUCAUCAGUUUAGACUAUCUGACUGCCUUUAAACAUGUGGAAUAUGGCACAGAGGAGUACUGGGCAAUCAGGUCCAAGGUGCAUCUGAGGUCGGCGGAACGUCUUCGAGACUUGUGCUGUGCCAACCGGGGUACUUUUAUCAAGGUGGGCCAGCAUCUCGGUGCUCUAGACUACUUGCUGCCUCAGGAGUACACAUCCACACUGAAGGUGCUCCACAGCCGCGCUCCUCAAAGCAGCAUGGAGGAGGUCAAGCAGGUCAUUAGAGAAGACCUCAGUAAGGAGCUGUCAGAGUUAUUUGUCUCCUUUGAAGAGAAGCCUCAGGGUGCAGCCUCCUUAGCUCAGGUCCACAAGGCAGUGCUGCAUGACGGGAGGACAGUGGCCAUCAAGGUCCAACACCCCAAAGUCCAGAGACAGAUGUCCAGGGACAUAGCGGUGAUGGAGGUGCUGUUGAGGGCGGUCCAUUGGCUCUUCCCAGACUUUGCCUUUAUGUGGUUGGUGGAAGAAGCCAAGAAGAACAUGCCGCUAGAGCUGGACUUCCUUAAUGAAGGACACAAUGCUGAGAGGCUGGCCAACAUGCUGGCCCACCUCCCCUUUCUCAAGAUUCCCAUCAUCCAUUGGGAUCUGUCAACAAAGAGGAUCCUGACUAUGGAGUUUGCUGAAGGGGGGCAGGUCAACGACAAGGACUACAUGAAAAAACACAGCAUUAAUGUCAACGAGAUCUCAGAGAACCUGGGUAAGAUGUACAGUGAAAUGAUCUUCGUCCAUGGCUUUGUACACUGUGACCCACACCCUGGCAACGUGUUGGUCCGAAAGUGUCCCCAGAGCAAGAAGACAGAGAUCAUCCUGCUUGAUCACGGCCUUUAUCAGGUCCUGCAGUCAGACUUCAGGUUGGACUACUGUCGGCUGUGGCAGGCUCUGAUUAAAGGUGACAUGUCCGGGGUGGAGCGUUACAGCCUCAGACUGGGAGCUGGAGAUCUUUACCCGCUGUUUGCCUGCGUGCUCACCGCUCGCUCCUGGGCAGCCAUCAAUGUCGGCAUCAGUUCUGUGUCUGUCACACACUCUGAGGGAAAGGCCUUUGAAGUAGAGGAGAGCAGGACACUGACGCUCACAUGGACUCAAGCAGCCAUCUUCAACAUCAAAGAGAACAAAUAGUCAUCAUGGAGGCAAACAUCAUCCCUCUGUCUCUCUUUUUCUUCCUUCAUCAUUUCUUUUUUUCUAUGCUCUGUCAUUUACAGUAUGUUGUUAUUUAUACUGAGGCAAAACUCUAUUCUUGUUUUAAUCCCCUUAUCCUUCCCAUGUACUACUUUGUCUGGAAUUUUUAACACACCUUGUAGCCCAUGCACACGUUUGUAAUUAGCACUAGAUCUUACUUAGAAAUAGAUGAAUAAUCUUUUUGUCCCAGGAGGGAAAUUUGAUUUCCCAAUCUACACAUGUCCAUGUCUGACAAAAAAACAUACUAUGCUGGACAUCGAUUAUACAUACUCAUUCAUGCCCCUUCCUUUAUCCCUACAUACACUUGCAUACAUGAGUACACAUGCUCACAUAAAUUAUAUAUACACACACACACACACACACACAUCUAUACGUAUUAUCGCGGUAUUUUAUUAUGACUGCCAAGAGAAAAGGGACAAAGCUCAUGCUAAUGCAGCCCUCUAUUUUGGCUAAUGUAAUUGUUAAUGCAAUGGCUGUGUUGUUGAGGUCUGCGUGUUCAGAUAGAGAGGCUAAUGAUUUUGGUGGAGAUCGUAGUGAAUAAACAGGGAACAGUACAACAGGAUGGGUUGAAUUAUGCUUUUGUAGAGUAACAAUAGGAGGUGUCGGGCAACAGACAGUGCUUCGAGUUUACUGGCAUCGUUCAAAGUAGGGAUAGACCUUCGGGUUUUUUUUUCAGAGCCGAUACUGAUUAUACUUUCAUGAGAUAUAAACUUUUAGUAUUCUUACGUAAACCAUCUCACAUCAGUUACCUAAAAUCAACAUAAUGAGCCUGUAGUGGUAGUGGUAAUAUGCCCAAGAGGGCCCAGAGGGUCCAUGAGGCUGUAAAGAAAAAAUGGGAUAAAGUGUGUGAUUGCAGGGAUGUGGAAGAGCAAUAGUGGUAACAGUGUUAUGCUACAUAUGUUUUUUAAAUAACAAUCAAAUUGAACAUGAAAACACUAUUUAAGCCACAAACAAAUGUAGCCAUAACACUGUUGACAAAUUUCCAGCCAGCCUUCCACCUGCACUUUUGGGGCAGUAAAAAAAACAUUAUCUUCAUGCCAGGGUGUUGAUGGUGAAGCUGGUCCUUCUCCAUCACAGGGAUCAGCUAGAUGUUGUUGCUGCCACAUGAGGACACCUGGAGCUGCAAUUCUGCAGGGAGUAGUUAGAGAAGAUGAGAUAAUGAUCCACACUGACUUUUGGAGAAAACUUAAAUGCGUAAUAAAUGCUUUAGGUAAUAAAAAAUAUAAAGUUAGCGAUAUGUUUAUGUAGACAAUAUCAUUAUGUAUCAUCUGUAGGAUAAAAUGGAGCAAGGGAGCCUAAAUAUGUCAAAAUAUAGAUUAGACUUAGACUUAGACUUCUCUUUAUUGAUCCUUUUGGGAUGACUCCCGCAAGGAAAUUAAAUAUCCAGCAGCAGAUUUUAGCAGCAUACAAACAAAACGCUCUUUAAAUAAUGAGGUAUAGAAAA